CUGAGGAUCGAGGACCACGACUUCGCUAUGAGGCCCGGCAUCGGGGGAGCAGCCAUACCUGUUGGCAUUGACGUACAGGUGGAGAGUAUUGACAGCAUCUCUGAGGUCAACAUGGACUUCACCAUGACCCUGUACCUCAGACACUACUGGCAGGACGAGAGGCUGUCCUUUCACUCCGGGAACAACCUGAGCCGCACGUUUGACGCCCGGCUGGUGAAGAAGAUCUGGGUGCCGGACGUGUUCUUCGUCCACUCCAAACGCUCCUUCAUCCACGACACCACCAUGGAGAACAUCAUGCUGAGGGUUUGGCCCGACGGCAACAUCCUGUAUAGCGUGAGGAUCACCGUCACAGCUCAGUGCUCCAUGGACUUCAGCAGCUUCCCUUUAGACACACAGAACUGCUCCCUGGAGCUGGAGAGUUAUGCCUACAAUGACAAUGACCUCAUGCUCUACUGGAAGAACGGCAACGACUCUCUGAGGACCGACGAGAUUGUGCUCUCGCAAUUUUUCAUCGAGGAGUUUCACCCAUCCAGUGGAAUGUCCUUCUAUGGCAGCACAGGCUGGUAUAACCGGCUGUACAUAAACUUCAUUCUGAGACGGCACAUUUUCUUCUUCAUGCUGCAGACAUACUUCCCCACCAUGCUCAUGGUGCUGCUCUCAUGGGUGUCUUUCUGGAUCGACAGGAGAGCUGUGCCGGCUCGAGUCUCCCUUGGUAUUACUACGGUGCUGACCAUGUCCACCAUCAUCACGGGCGUGUCGGCCUCCAUGCCCCAGGUGUCCUACGUCAAGGCGGUGGACAUCUACCUGUGGGUCAGCUUCUUGUUUGUGUUCCUGUCUGUCAUCCAGUACGCUGCUGUCAACUACCUGACCACCAUUAAGGAGAUGAGGAGACGCAAGGAAGGAAAGCCGCCCUCCUUCGACGCCACCCAAACCAUGGCUUUCGAUGGCUACUACCACGAGGCGGACAUCGAGCUCACCAACUUCUCUUCCAUGCCGACCCUUUCGGCGGACCCUCCGGGCUUCCCCACGGACCCUGCAGCAGACGUCCCCCCUGCAGUGGGCACACGGCUGUGGAAGAGGCGGCCCGUCCAGCACUACAUAGACUUGGUCAUCAGCAACAGCUACCUGAUAGACUCCUACUCCAGGAUGGCCUUCCCUUUGGCUUACCUGCUGUUCAACAUCAUCUACUGGAGUGUUUAUUCAUGAACACAAGUGUCUGCAGCAA
This is a messenger RNA of Alosa sapidissima (American shad), 1225 nucleotides long. RefSeq names its product gamma-aminobutyric acid receptor subunit rho-3. Lineage: Eukaryota; Metazoa; Chordata; Actinopteri; Clupeiformes; Clupeidae. Gene Ontology annotation, molecular function: neurotransmitter receptor activity; GABA-A receptor activity; extracellular ligand-gated monoatomic ion channel activity. Gene Ontology annotation, cellular component: membrane; neuron projection; synapse. The record is from RefSeq and is a predicted model, not a curated record. The transcript is spliced from 8 exons. The coding region runs from base 28 to 1206 and encodes 392 amino acids. Gene Ontology annotation, biological process: monoatomic ion transmembrane transport; signal transduction; chemical synaptic transmission.